Crotalus tigris (Tiger rattlesnake) is the source of this 5646-nucleotide messenger RNA. It is a transcript of the gene NFX1, whose product is annotated as nuclear transcription factor, X-box binding 1. Lineage: Eukaryota; Metazoa; Chordata; Lepidosauria; Squamata; Viperidae. The transcript has 24 exons. Gene Ontology annotation, molecular function: RNA polymerase II transcription regulatory region sequence-specific DNA binding; zinc ion binding; DNA-binding transcription factor activity, RNA polymerase II-specific. The record is from RefSeq and is a predicted model, not a curated record. Gene Ontology annotation, biological process: negative regulation of transcription by RNA polymerase II. Gene Ontology annotation, cellular component: nucleus. Bases 104 to 3445 code for a protein of 1113 amino acids.
CGCAGAGGGACGGGUAGGAGCGCUUCGGAGUAGCUUCGCGGAAGGGCGGGAGCUUGGCUAGUUGAGGUGGCGGGUCGGUUGGGAGCGUGGUUGGGCGCGAGGCAUGGCGGAGGCGGCCCUGCCAAACUCAGGUGUCUUAAAUCCAGAUGCAACUGAUUUUGUUCCAAGAGAAAGACAAAUUUUCAAUCCAAAUUGGAGCAAUCAAUCCAGGCUGGAAUUUGAUUGUGAUUCAAGCAGAAAUUCUUUACCUUCUUCUGUUCAAACUAGGCAUAGUAAAUGUGAAGAUUCAGUUACAGAUCAUAAUACUUUCUACAGCCCAGAAAGCCAGCAUGGAUGUCAGCCAGAUUCUUCACGAUUUCACAAUAUUGGUAAAACUAAAAGCAGUAACAUACAUAGUCAGCGGUGGCAAAGAUCAAGGAAUGAUCGAACACAUGGGAAAAAUCAAAUGAAGCAAUUACCUGCAGGGAGCACAGAGGAUUCUACAUGUUUAGGCACUAGAUUAGUUGUAGGGCGUAGGAUGAAUCAUAGAGAAUACAGCGAUUUCUCUUCAGACAGUGAAAAAGAAACUGCUACUGCAAAUAACAGAGGAGCAAAGCCGAAGAAGACAUAUUUGAUGCAUUCACGUGGAAGAGGAUUGAAAGAAAAAGAGAAACAUUCAUCUGAGAGGGAAAAAAGAAUAUCAACUAAAUGGAAAGAAAAGGCUUUUGAAAAUAUUCCAGCAGUAGAUCCAACCCAGUCAGAUUCAUCUGAAACAUCUCUUGGAAAAACAGUAUCUGAUGGCUUUUCUGACAAUAGCAUUGCAAGAAGAAAAUACCCUUUUGCAAACAGGCAUUUUAGAGAAUCUGCAUGGAAUAAAGAAACUGGCAAAAAGCAAGAUACAUCCAGAAGUAAAAAUGCAAAACAUGUUAAGAAUGCAUCUCUUCCACAUCCUCCCAGAGAACGCACCAGUGAGAAGAGGAAAGAAUCUGUAUUGCAUGAAAGAGGUCCAAACUUAGUGAGUGCGGCAGAGACACAGUCGUUCUGUGAAGCAGCUACACGUGAUGGGAGGAAACCACUUCUUCAAGAAGGAUAUAAAAACAGAUGCUGGAAAAAGCAAAUUGAUGCACCAAAGAGCAAAGAAACUCAUACAGGGUCUCUGAUAGAGCAGCUUACCUCAGAAAAAUAUGAAUGUAUGGUAUGUUGUGAGGUGAUCCGUGUGGUAGCCCCAGUUUGGAGUUGCCGGAAUUGCUAUCAUGUUUUCCACUUAAGCUGCAUUAAGAAGUGGGCAAGAUCUCCAGCAGCACAGACUGAAGAUGGUAACUGUGGCUGGCGGUGCCCUGCGUGUCAAAAUGUUUCAUCACAAGUUCCUAGUAUUUAUACCUGUUUUUGUGGCCGGGUAAAAAAUCCUGAAUGGAAUAGAAAUGAAAUACCACAUAGUUGUGGAGAAUUAUGUAGAAAGAAAAGAUCAGCUCAAGAUUGUCCACAUUUAUGUAAUAUACUUUGUCAUCCAGGACCUUGUCCAUCCUGCCCUGCUUUCAUGACCAAAAAAUGUGAAUGUGGACGUACAAGCCAUUCUGUUCGCUGUGGGUAUUCUUCUGCAAUUCAGUGUACUAAUACAUGUGGGAAUGUUUUGAACUGUGGUAAACAUAAUUGUACCCAGAUAUGCCAUUCGGGAAAAUGCCUGCCAUGUGAAUUGACUGUAAAACAAGUAUGUUACUGUGGGAGCACCUCUCGAGAAGUGUUAUGUGGAGCAAGUGAAGAUUGGUUUUCAUGCCUGAGAACUUGUGGGAAAAAAUUAUCCUGUGGAAUGCAUAGCUGUGAACAAGUAUGCCACCCACGGCCCUGUCAGCCGUGUCCACGGCUUCCACAAAUAGUGCACUGUUGUCCUUGUGGACAGACUCCUCUUAGUAAAUUACUAGAGUUGGGGUGUACGGAACGUAAACUCUGCACAGAUCCUAUCCCAUCAUGUGGAAGAACAUGUGGAAAACCUUUACCUUGUAGUAGCUAUGAUGCUGUGCAUACAUGUGAAAAUCUCUGUCAUGAAGGCGAAUGUGGGCAGUGUUCUCGCACAUCAAAGGUCUACUGCAGAUGUGCCUUAAAUUUAAAGGAAGUUCCAUGUGCCUCUCUCAAAAAUCAAGUUAAAGUUCCAUUCUUAUGUGACAAAAGAUGCAACAAGAAAUUGUCGUGUGGACGACACAAAUGUAAUGAAACAUGUUGUGUGGAUAAGGAGCACAAAUGCUCUUUGAUUUGUGGACGUAAACUGAAUUGUGGUAUCCACAGAUGUGAGGAACCUUGUCACCGUGGCAAUUGUCAAAAGUGUUGGCAGACCAGUUUUGAGGAAUUAACUUGUUAUUGUGGUGAAUCAGUGAUUUAUCCCCCAGUACCUUGUGGUACUCGACCACCAGAAUGUAAAAAAUCAUGUACUAGGCCUCAUGAAUGUGAUCAUCCAGUUUAUCAUUCCUGUCAUAGUGAAGAGAAAUGUCCACCAUGUACAUACCUUGUUCAGAAAUGGUGUAUGGGAAGGCAUGAAUUACGGAGCAAUAUUCCUUGUUACCUCACUGAUAUUUCUUGUGGUCUUUGCUGUGAUCGAAUGUUAAAAUGUGGAAUGCACAAAUGUAAAAGGAUCUGUCACAAGGGGGAGUGCCUCAUAGAUGAAGAGUGCAGACAGCCAUGCACUAUUCUUAGACUUCACUGUAAUCAUCCAUGUAUGUCUCCAUGCCAUCCAUCUUUACCUUGUCCUACAACUUCUUGCCGUUCAAAGGUUGAACUUCAGUGUGAGUGUGGAAGAAAAAAAGAAUCUAUGAUUUGCUCAGAAGCAGCAAGUACAUAUCAUAGAAUAGCUGCAAUAUCAAUUGCUUCUAGGUUAACCGAUCCACAACUUGGAGAUUCAGUAGAGAUAAGCAGAUUGAUUACCAAAAAAGAAAUGAAGCAAACCAGGUUGCAGUGUGAUGAAGAAUGCUUGGCUCUUGAAAGAAACAGACGGUUUGCUGAGGCUCUUCACAUAGAUGACACUUCUGAUCCAUUCAAUGUUCGUGUCUCUGCACCCAAGUACAGUGAUACGUUGAAAGAGGAUGGAAGAAAAGAUUUAAAGUUUGUCAGUGAAGUUGAGAAAGAAAUGAAAGUUCUUAUAGAAGCAGUCAAUAAGAGCAAGCACACAAAGAAGAGUCACUGUUUUCCACCCAUGAACCGAGAACACCGUCGAAUCAUCCACGAACUUGCUCAGGUUUACGGCAUUGAGAGUGUGAGCUAUGAUAACGAACCAAAGCGCAAUGUUGUUAUCAGUGCGGUGAAAGGGAAAUCAGUUUGUCCAACAGUUACUCUGACAUCAGUACUUACGAAGGAGAAACAGACCAGGCCUCCCCCACCUAUUCCUCAUCACAAACAAUCAGAAAAACCUGGGAAUAGCAGCACAGAGAGACGGUUCAAAGAAGAGACAGUUAUUGACUAUUUUGAUGUACAAGACUGAUGAGAUUAACCUGGAAUUAUGCUGUUGAAAAUUGGAAGUGAAGCUACAAAUGUGUUCAGGAUCAUUUUUGUCAAAAUAUAUUGUUUUAUAUAUUUGAAGUUCAUCAUGCACACAGCAGAGGAAAAAAAUGGUUCAUCAUUUUUAUGUAAGGCAAGAUAGAAUAUUAUAACCAUUUGUGAUUGAAUAAUUUAAAUGGGAUCAGGUCACAAUGAUAUAUGUGCAUCUACAGUCAGCUUCUCAUGUAAGCCAUUGAAUGGUUAGUCAAUGGUAUGUAAGGAAUUCCUGGUGCAACGUAGAUUCCCAUCUUUGUCGUUUGUGGAUCUCAAGGAUCAGGAGUAGUACCAGUAAGCAUGACCUAUUCUUCCUCUCUUGAAGGCAUAAAUAUGUGAGGGAAAAACGUUAAAAAGGAACUAGUAUAAAAUUUUUCAGCAGACACAUAACAGUGAUUAUUAAUAAAGUAUGUGAGAAGUCUGAUUAUAUUUGUAAAUUUAGAUAAACUGCUAAAACACUAAAGUUAAAAUCACAAUAUACACAAAAUAGUCCUAUAAGUGUUUCAGAUUCAUGAUGUUAGUAACAAUAGAAUUGUUGAUCUAAGAAAAUGGCACAGUUUAUUUCUAAACUUUGAUGGCCUUUUUCAUCACUCUUUCUUUUAAAUGCUAGAUCCUUUCAGAUUGUGACUGUACAGUAAGGAAUUAAUUUUGUGGCUCUUCUAAUAUGACUACAAUUCCUAGCAGCUCAAGGCAGCAUACUCAGCAGUAAAGGAAGUACUGGAGAGCCAUAGAUUUUCUAUCCCUUGUAUGGUUAGGAGAAUAUUCAUUUUGUAAAUUUAUACAUUCAGAGUGAGAAUUUGGUGGGGUUUUUUUUCUUCAGUUAACAGUAGCAUAUAUGAUUAUGUUGGACUAUGGUGAUAAUGCUACUUUGUUUAAAUUAGCAAUUCUUAGCAUAUAAAGAAAUUAUGGGCAAUUAUGAAUGAAGCAGUAGUGGAAGGUUGUCAACAACAUUUUGUUUCUGGAGAGCUUUCAAUUUCCUUAAUAUCUUCUCUGUUUAAUCAUCCCUGUGUGGGAAACUUCUGAUGUCAAAAGUGUGUUAUCAGGCUGCCACCUUGGUGUGGAAGAAUGUUAUAUGAAAGGUAAGUUAGUUACCUUGAUUUUAUAAAUUGUUAGCCUGUUUUCCACAAAAUAUCUGUGACAUCUUACUGCAUGUAGGAUAUCCUGACUUUUUCUGGAUUAUAGCUUGUGUUCAUUAAUACUUUGCAAAUAUAUUAAUUUCUGGUUUAUUUCUCAAUGAAGAUUUGUUUAUUUAUUUAGCAUAUGGCAUUCAAAGAGGAACAUGAAUAAGCAUUUUUAUAGCUUGAAAAUUGUAACAUGAGAAAUUGUCAUAUCUUAAAUUUAGGAAUAUGCUUGAAUUUAAUUCAACAGAGAUGGUGAAUUAAAUAAUAUGGCAUGUAUUUACACCUAUUAUAAUGAAUUCUUGUUACUUCCUUAUAUAUAUUUAGGUAGCCCAUGACAAAGUACAAACUAGCAUUCUCAUAAAUAUUAAUAAUCAAAGAAAUGAUAGAACAUUAUUGUUAGGUAGAAACCUAUUGGCAACAUAACUAAAAUUUGAGCAUUUUUCUGUUUCCAAAUACCCAAAACAUGAUCUAUUCCAUUUCAAUACCAAUAUACUGAAGUUGUGCUAGUAUCAUUCCAGUAAAUGAGUUGAUUUCCUGCACUAUAGGGGACUGUGUAUAGACAGAUUAUAUUCAAUUUGUUGAUGAGUUACCACAUUUGCUAGAGAGCUUAUAGGCAUAGGCAAAAGAGCUGCUAAGUAUAUGUGAAGUUUGAAUAAAACUAAAGAAGAAUGUACAACAGAUCUAUUGGAAUGUAUAUAAAUGUGGAAACCCAAUGCUUAUCAAGUAAGCUACAAUAUAAACCAAUUGUAUCUUUACAGAGGAAGGAUGUAGACGCACAUUUCUAUUCAUUGUUUGUUCUAGAAAGAAUUGUUUAUCUGCAUAAACUGAUAGGCACAUGGUACUAACUUAAAAGCAAUAUUUGUGUAUGUGAACUUGUUAUAAGAAGUUACAUAUGCAGAAAAGGUUUAUUCAUUUUUAGUGCUUAGCACUUUUUAUUUAUGUGAUGUGGUUUCAAAGUGAUUGAUCCUGCUGUUGCUUGGUGAAAAAGUGCCAUGUGAAUAUUAAGGGAUUAAACAGGUAUUUAUUUUUA